AUGGACUCCAAUGUUUGGUCGAUUCCAUGGCCACGCGAACUUCCAGUCGUGGUUCGGAGCUUGCAAAAGCUACCACGAGAAAUAGUCCAUCAAGUUUUGAGCGAUUUACCAGUCAUCAAGAUACUAUCCAUUCUCUCUUGGCAAUUACCAUACCUCGAUGAAUGCGUUCUUUCUCAUAUAGUCUACGGUCGAUUAUUCAGCUCACAAGGUGAAAUAUCGCAUGCUUCAAACCACUACAGACUUUAUCGCGAGAUGUGCUGGUUUCGCCGCUGGCCUCCUGCAGACGCAGAAUCCGUAUUUGCAAGGUCACCCCAGAUGCUCUUGAGUAACUGGGUAAGCUUCGAUCUCUUAAUCUCGAAAAUGAGACGCCUGAUUAGAGUUGGCUUGUACAUAAACGAACCUGAUUUCGAUCUUCUCGUCAAGUAUGGAAGACCUUUUCCAUGCAUUACAGGCAUUGAACUUGAUGAGAAUGGAUCUUCUCUCGAUUUGAAACUUCCAUGGGACUAUUGGAAUUGGAUCAAGCAUGCUAAGAUGGAACUCAACAAACGGAAAUCCGACCAAAUAAGAUUCUCAGCACAUUUGAUGGAGAAAUAUCCACGAGUUCUCAAGAGACCGCUUGAUCCAUCGCAGGGAGCUCUUCGGCCCAACACUACUCAUACUGUGGUUAUGCUUGAGAGACUAGCAAUGAGAACUCUUAAGAACAGAAAUUUAUCCCAUUAUUGGGAUCAUCAUCAAGGCCUGUACAAGUCGGGCAGAUAUGUUAUUGAACUAGUACCAUAUGAUCGAUACCUUCAGUUACUACUUGACACGUUAGCCAAGUAUCCACUCGAUAUCGAAGUCACUGGUCUUGAGGAAACUCUGGCCAACGUUUCCUUACAUAAUGGCUGCCAAGAAACGACCCUAGAAGGUACCGAGUUGGCUACUAUUCUUGAAAGCGAUCCUAAUGACUUCAUGUACCCAGAAAAUAUUACUGCUAGUUUAAGGGUAGUAUUAAAAGGCUUGAUGUAUAUAUACACAGAGCCACCGUUAACAAUACCUCGAAUUCAAUGGGAACCACCUAAAGACGACAAUUCCUCGGGGAAGUGGCCAAGGUUCUUCGUUGAUAAAGGAAUACAUGAACAUCCACACUUCGAGUAUCCAUGUGCAAAUCAAAAGAUAAAACCUUACGAUAAAAGAGAGUAUGAAUGGCUAGCAGCUUUUAUCGAAGUAGUCACAUGGAUAGAGUUGAAUAUUGGGCCGGCGAAGGAAGAUUUUUAA
Molecule: messenger RNA, 1257 nt
Organism: Botrytis fragariae
Lineage: Eukaryota; Fungi; Ascomycota; Leotiomycetes; Helotiales; Sclerotiniaceae
Exons: 1
Coding region: 1-1257 (418 amino acids)
Source: RefSeq, a predicted model, not a curated record